CUAUAGCUUAAGAGCAGUUGUAGGUCAGUACUGUUCUCUCUGUACCCUGAAGAAUCAACAUGCGCUGUUGUGUAAAGCUGCCCAAGGUUUAAUCACCUGAAAAAGUUAAAAACAUUUUUUAUUUUUUAUUUUUUAAACCUUGGACCCUGAGAGAAAAGAAUACUGGCAGCAUAACUGGUUGUGGGAAAGACAGCAAGAAGGUUUCACCGUAUAAUUUCUACAGUUUUAAGAGCUUUUGAGACACUGGGGGUAAUAGUAGAAAAUGUUCCAUGUAUUUCACUUCACUGUCAUGAUGGGGUUGAUCCUCUUGGGCCAAUGCUCACAUGAGCAGGAGUGCUCUGGCUCACAGCUGCGCAUUUGUGAGGAGUGUAUCGCUUCCAGUCCCGGCUGUGCCUGGUGUAAAGAUAAGGGCUUUGAUGAGAUGGUUCGAGCGCCUGCUCACUGUGACACGCACGCAAACCUGCGGAAGAAAGGUUGCCAAGAGCGGGACAUCAUAGACCCAGAGAGCCGCCACUCAGUCACUCACCUGUCUGGAAGAAAGGGCAGGAGGGCCCAUCUGAGCCCACAAAAUAUGAGUCUAGAGCUGCGGCCAGGGAGACCCCUGACAUUUGAGCUGCAGGUGAAGAGGCCAAAGAAAAGCCCGGUGGAGGUGUACUACCUGACGUCGUUCUCAUUUGUUGCAAAGCACAGCGCUCUCAGAGGGACUUACCUGGGUGGGCAGGUGGUCAGUGCUGUGCAGGAGGUCAACCCAGAGGCACACGGCAUAGGAUUUGGGCUCUUUGGAGAUCAGCAAAGUGGGUGUGGAGAAGGUGGACUAGGGUGCAAGAAGGUUUUCAGCUUCUCACACUUCCCCAGUCUGGAGCCCCCAGCUGACACCCCCAAAUCUGGUACCCCUGACCCACUGGCCUCCUCUGAUGCUGGGCUGCAGGCCCUGUUGCAGGCUGUAGUGUGUGGGGACCUGAUUGGUUGGGGGGAGGGUACCCGCCUGCUGGUCUAUGUGUCUAACCACGGCUUCAGCGCUGCCGACCAAACUCCAGAUAACAGUACAGCUGAAGACAGGGGGCGCUGUCACCUGACAGAGGGCCAGCAACACUUCAGCCGCCAGCUGGACUACCCCACUGUGGCCGAGCUUGCAUACAAAUUAACAGAGAACAACAUUCAGGUCCUUUUUGCUGUCACUAAGGAUGUGGCUGAAAAAUACAAGGAGCUCAGUGACCUGCUCCCCAAAUCCACUGUAACAGUUCUUCCCACGGACCUCCGCAACAUCAAGGCCGUCAUCACAGAUGCUUACAGAGCGCUAUCGUCCACACUGGUGGUGAGUCACACGCACGUUGCAGGGCUGAAGGUCUCGUACAGCUCAGAGUGCGAUGGGGAGCAGGAGAGUUCAGUCCGGGGGGCCUGCAGCAUCCCCGAGAAAAGCAGGAAGUUCUCUCUGAACGUGACAGUCUCCUCCAACUCCUGCCUGGAGCCCCAGGCCCUCCACCUCCAGCUGCUGGGCUCCCAAGACAGGCUGCCAGUGGAUCUGAAAUCCACCUGCCACUGCCAGUGUGGGGACGCCCCCGACCCACGUUUCUGCAGCGAUUCUGGAAAUCUCCGCUGUGGCGUCUGCAGCUGUGACCCUGGCCACUUUGGGGAAAUGUGUGAGUGCUCCACAGACCAGAGUGAUGCCCCCUGCAGGAAAACAGAGGGAAGCCCAGUGUGUUCAGGGCGAGGAUCCUGUGUGUGUGGGGAUUGCGAAUGUCAGACCAGGAGCAACCCGGCCGAGAGGAUUUUCGGUCAAUUCUGUGAAUGUGACAACUUCAGCUGUGAUUAUCACAAUGGCAUAGUAUGUGGAGGACAUGGCCGCUGUGUGUGUGGAAGCUGCUUCUGUGAUGAGGGGUUCGUGGGCGCAGCCUGCGACUGUUCAACAGCGGUCGAUCAGUGCAGGAGCCACGAUGGGUCACUGUGCAGUAACCAUGGCAGCUGCCAGUGCAACAUGUGCAAGUGCGAAGAUCCUUACCAUGGACCCCUCUGCGACACUUGCCCCACCUGCCAGAACGACUGCGGCGCAGUGGCGUAAUGUCUUCUUUUUUUUUUUAUGCUUUUCCCCCAUGGAAUGCCUGAUCACAUUCACCAACACUCACAGUUGCAAACCGAGUUGUUGAUUUGGGCGAGCACAGAGGAGCAUGGAUUAUCAGCUGCCACUUCCUAAUAACACUGUAGCUUUAUAGAUGGGCUCGCACAGACGUGAGUCAGAGGAAGAUGCUUCACGUACAGCUCAACUGGCAGUCUGUGGGUGCCCAAUGAGAUGCUGAAAUUCUGGCUGAUUGAAACCCACCAUUUCCUGGCCAACACUAGAGGCAAUUGUGUAUCACCUUGAAGGGCUGCACAACUGGAACUGAUCUGGAUUUGAUACCAGACGUGGGGCCCAUCUAUGCACUAGAGCACUACCGUACAGUGCAGUUUUGAGGAAUAGCAGAACUACAUGUUACAAAGCUAACUGGCGUAGUUACAUUUCCCAGUAGUGUGUGAUAGCUUUGCUACUUUGAAAAACAGCUAGAUUUCUAGUGGUUGUUUGGCUAACAUGGGCACAUUUACAGUAAUGUGGAUUAAUGUGUACUGUCCCUGUAAAAAAUAAAAAAUGGAAAAAAAUUUUUUUUUACCCAAGUAGUGAAGUAGUGCGGACACAGCUAUAACUGCCCCGAGCUUUAACUGCCAAAUAAGGCCAACUUUUUCAAAUGAAUUUAAAUGGCAAAAAAAUGUAAAAUAAGGAAUAGAUAUAUCGGUCCACAGAACUGCUACGACUUGGCAAGCAAAACUUUUCCUGCGAUCUAUGGCCACUUGACAUGACAAUGAGGUCCAGUAAAAUCAAUACAUGUAACAAGUGCUUUCUGCCCAGAAACUUUUCCCUCAGUAGACUACAGUCCUUAAGCCAAUCAUGUCAUGGAUGAGGAGUCAGAUUUUGCAUCAUUGCUGUACUCCUCUCAUUAUUCUUUCAGUGCAUCUCUGAGAUUAAGUUACUUGGAAGUGGAGUUAUUUAGUAAUGCAAGGCACCGCUUGUUAGCAUUUAAAUAAACAAACUCAUUUGGGGAGUGUGAUUCUUAGUGGAGUUUAGGCAAAGGAAUGGAAUAUUUCAGGUUUUAGCCAGUUCGAUUUUGCUUGGUGAGUUUGUGGCUUUCGAUUCAUGAAAUCAUGACUGAACAAGUGUCAAAGGUGUGUCUGCUUAGCUAACACUGCAGUUAUUUGUCAUUAGAACUUUUACAGUGAACUCGCGAUUAAAAGGGAAGUUCAUGAGAAUUCAUCUUGAACAUUUCUCAGCAUUAACCAACAUCUGACAUGGCCCAUAGGUGACCUAAUUUAUGUUUUUUUCACAAAGUAGCUUUAAUAUAGAUAGCUACAUUUUUAAAGUAGCUUUUAUUUAGUUAACUACAUUUCUCUUAUUGUUAGCUCUGCUAUAGCUUAACUACUUCCAGCAUCAAGUAAUUGGUAGCUUAGUUAACUACAUUUUGAGAAUAGCUUCCCCAAAACUGCUUAACAGAUACCUGACCGUGGGGCCCAUCCAUACACUUAAACAGUGCCUUAACAGAUACCAGACUAUGAGGCCCAUCCAUGCAACACAGUGCUUUAACAGGAUGAGCCACCCAGCAGCCAAUGAUGUGGUAUUUUAGAUUAUUUUACAGUUUAAACAAGGCUUUGUAAUAAAUAUACUGACAUACAUCUCUCUUCGUCAGUCCCUGUGCAGAGUGUUUGGUCUCUGGGUCCGGCAGGGAGAACUGCCUGACCAAAUGUGCCAACAUCCAGCACACCAUGGUAGACAUUCUG
Messenger RNA from Anguilla rostrata (American eel), 3801 nucleotides. RefSeq names its product integrin beta-1-like. Gene Ontology annotation, biological process: integrin-mediated signaling pathway; cell-matrix adhesion; cell adhesion mediated by integrin. Bases 263 to 2059 code for a protein of 598 amino acids. The transcript is spliced from 13 exons. Gene Ontology annotation, cellular component: focal adhesion; integrin complex; cell surface. Lineage: Eukaryota; Metazoa; Chordata; Actinopteri; Anguilliformes; Anguillidae. Gene Ontology annotation, molecular function: integrin binding; amyloid-beta binding. The record is from RefSeq and is a predicted model, not a curated record.